This is a messenger RNA of Sabethes cyaneus, 3446 nucleotides long. It is a transcript of the gene Elk, whose product is annotated as potassium voltage-gated channel subfamily H member 8. The coding region runs from base 1 to 3405 and encodes 1134 amino acids. Gene Ontology annotation, molecular function: voltage-gated potassium channel activity. The record is from RefSeq and is a predicted model, not a curated record. Gene Ontology annotation, cellular component: membrane. Gene Ontology annotation, biological process: regulation of membrane potential; potassium ion transmembrane transport. Lineage: Eukaryota; Metazoa; Arthropoda; Insecta; Diptera; Culicidae. The transcript has 17 exons.
AUGUGUGUGACAGGCGAAGAUACUCACCACGUGCUGCUCCAGACACAACUGCUGUCAGUGUUUGUGUACGCGGAUGCCGUUAAAACGCUACACAACUCUAACUUCGUUCUUGGCAACGCGCAGGUUAGUGGAUAUCCAAUAGUAUACUGUUCCGAUGGCUUCGUGGAACUUUCUGGAUUUUCCCGGGCGCAAAUUAUGCAGAAAGGUUGUGCUUGUAGGUUUUUGUAUGGCCCGGAGACGAAGGAAGAACAUAAAAGCCAAAUUGAAAGCAGUCUCGAUGGAAAGAAUGAGCUGAAGUUGGAAGUGAUAUUCUAUAAAAAGAAUGGUACGCCGUUUUGGUGUCUUCUGGAUAUCGUACCCAUUAAGAAUGAGAAACGAGAGGUUGUGCUGUUUCUUGCCUCUCACAAGGAUGUCACUACGGCGAAGAUGUCAGAGAUGUCGCUGUCGGACGAGUGUGAUAGCGCUGCUCUAUUGGGAGCUCGAUUUCGAUCUGCUGAAACCUCUUUGCUUGCAGACGAUGGAGCAGAGGAUGAGAAUUUGGAAAUUCCACCGGGAGUAAACAUGGGUCGCAGACGUUCGCGCGCGGUUCUGUACCAGCUCUCGGGUCAUUACAAGCCGGAGAAAAUGAAGACUAAAAUCAAACUUAAUAGUAAUAUUCUACAUUCUAGCGAAGCUCCGCUACCUGAGUAUAAAACGCAAGCCUUGAAAAAAUCACGCUUUAUACUAUCGCACUAUGGGAUGUUUAAAGGAUGUUGGGACUGGAUGAUUUUAGUGGCCACUUUUUACGUAGCCGUCGCCGUACCUUACAAUGCAGCUUUCGUUAAAACUGAUCGUCUCACUAUGGCAUCCGAUGUAAUUGUUGAAGCUUUAUUUAUUGUUGAUAUUUUAGUAAAUUUCCGCACAACGUACGUAUCACGUAAGGGUGAAGUUGUAUCAGAUUCUAAAAGUAUAGCAGUUAACUAUCUGAGAGGUUGGUUCGUGGUAGAUCUGCUGGCUGCCCUCCCGUUUGAUCAUCUUUACGCGAGUAAUGUAAUUAGCGGAGAGGAAUCUCACAUUCAUUUAGUAAAAUUAACACGAUUGCUAAGGCUGGCACGAUUGCUUCAAAAGAUGGACAGAUAUUCGCAAUACACGGCUAUGAUUUUAACGCUGCUGAUGCUAUGCUUCUCUUUAGUUGCACACUGGCUAGCUUGCAUUUGGUAUGUGAUAGCAGAGAAAGAAAGACUAGUAAAUGACGUUGACUGGGACAUUGGUUGGAUUCACACAUUGGCGGAGCGAUUAAAAAUUCCUGUGACGAAUGUAACGCAAGGCGAAGCUUACAUAACAGCCUUGUACUUUACAUUCACGAGCCUCACAUCAGUCGGUUUUGGCAACGUAUCACCCACAACUAUUAGCGAGAAAAUUUUCAGCAUCGUUAUGAUGCUGAUUGGUGCGCUAAUGCAUGCGGUGGUAUUUGGAAACGUGACAGCUAUUAUUCAAAGGAUGUAUUCACGACGGUCCCUUUACCAGAGUAAAUGGCGUGAUUUGAAGGAUUUCAUCGCAUUGCACCAGAUGCCGAAAGAGUUGAAACAACGUAUGCAAGACUAUUUUCAGACAAUGUGGUCACUGAAUCAUGGAAUCGAUAUAUACGAGAUUCUGAAAGAAUUCCCAGAGGAACUGAGAGGUGACAUCUCGAUGCAUCUACACAGGGAAAUUUUGCAAUUGCCAAUAUUCGAAUCAGCAUCACAGGGCUGCUUGAAACUCCUGUCUCUACAUAUCAAAGCGAACUUUUGUGCACCGGGCGAAUAUUUGAUACACAAAGGUGAUGCAUUGAGUUACAUUUACUACAUUUGCAAUGGAUCUAUGGAGGUGAUGCAGAACAAUAUGGUGGUCGCUAUACUGGGAAAAGGCGACUUAGUCGGUUGUGAUAUAAGUAUCCAUUUACUGCAUAGCAGUCAGGGAAACUCCGGUAACCCGGGCUCACAAGAUGCUAUUGUAAAGAGUAGUGGAGAUGUUAAGGCACUUACCUAUUGUGAUUUGAAAAGUAUUCAUAUGAAUGGCCUGGUCGACGUGCUGCGGCUCUAUCCGGAGUACCAACAAGAGUUUGCGAAUGACAUUCAGCAUGAUCUUACUUAUAAUCUACGCGAAGGCUAUGAAGCGGAAGAGGAAAUGGAUAAUAAUGCUCCAUGCCUUGCGUUACCGUCCAUCAGUGAAGACGACGAAAAUCAAUCGGAUGUAGAAUCUAAUACAACGUCUCCGUUGAAUACAUCGCUGAGUAAAUCACCCGCACACAACACAACCGCUAGUCCGCGGCAUGCAAAAUUAAUACACAGUCGCAACAAAUCAUUAGUGGCUUUGAGGGAGCGUGUCGAGCGUCAGAGGUCUGUACAGGCCACCGUCAAUCCAGUAACCGAGAGCAAUAACUCUAUUGAGGGACUGAACCUGGAGCUACAGAGUAAGGAGAAAACUCAUCCUGCCAGAGUAUCGGUGGAGCGGUUAGACACUCAAGUAACCUCAUUACAUAACGAUGUUGCAGCACUUAGCAUGGAGGUUCGCAAUGCAAUUCAAGCCCUCCAGGAAAUGACAUAUUCUACUAUAAAUUCCCAGUUCGAUUUAGGACAUUUUCCACCUGCGCGCUCAAUACCUAACCUGCAGAAUGGUGCUAUAGGCAUUUUGCGAGAUACCAACGUUACUUUAGCACGCAGUAGCUCGCAUCCACCAGAGAUGUGGUGCAGAGAGAUGAACGCCUUUGGUGAACCUAUACCUAGUCCUAAUGGAACGGAAACUUUCUCCGAACACAUGUAUCGACGAAAAUCGAUAAUGUCCCAAAAAUAUUCAGAGGAGAUGUCUUGUUCAACGCAGACUGAAAAUGUGAUUGAUUUUGAAACGCUAGAAAAAGUAGUUUUAACGCACCCCCAUUUAGUGCUUAAGAUUUUAGGCAUUAACGCCGUGUUUAACAAUGAUGCUGAGAUGAAGCUUUAUCCUUUAAACACAAUAUCCGAGAUGGCUAGUUCGGGGGAGACAAUCGCACCAAAAGUGCAAAGCACAACAAAUCAUAACAAUAAGGCAAACACCAAUGUAUCUAAACAAUUGGGCGAAAGCGACUCACCAAUCAUUUUUGACAACUCUAUUGACUUAAGUACGGAUUCCGAUGGAAUGAUUAACAAUAACAACAAUAACAUAUCUUCUCUAACACCACUAAAAGCAGAAACUAUACCACUGUUGAUGGCAGACUCAGAGGUCGAAAGCACUUGUUGUUCUAUUCUGAUAGAUGAAAAUAUUAACGUGUUGAAGCAAUCAGUUGGAAACCAUGUAUUGCGGCGUCAAGACCGGGUGCCAACCAAAAACCGUUUUUCAGCUGGAGACGCCGACACGAUCGAGAAAGGGUUGAAAAAUUUACCAUCCUCACGUUCGCUGGGCGGUAGCUGAGAAACAGCUAAACCCCAUUCGGUUACAGAAGAAUUUUAUGA